CUUCCGGUUCCUGACCGAAGGGGCGGAAGCGGGGUGAGACGCUAAGUCCGUCGUCGACGUUAGUCGCUGUCUCCGCUGCUGACGGUACUAGCUCUGAGGUUGGCUGUGCUUCUCCCCGCCUCCCCGUCCCCGCAUCGCUGCCAGCGCAGAUCCCGGGGCGAAGGGGACCGCUGCGGCGCCGGCGGGGUCCCGCUGCAGGCCGCCCUCGGCCGCCCGGCGCCCGUAAGGAGAGGCCCCGCCCUCGGCCGGGUUCGCCACCGCCUCCCCGAGGGGGCGGGGCUCGGGGCGGGGCUCGGGGCGGGGCUCGGGGCGGGGCGAGGCUCGGGGGCGGCGCGGGCAGCUCCUCGAGCUGGCCACUGCCUACGUUCUAUCCUCAUUUCCCUAUGCUAAGACCCCGGGACAGAAAGUGGAAAAAAGAAAAGUAGGCACGCCGUGACGUGCCUCAGUGGAACUCACAGAUGGGUAGUGGGGAGAGAAAGUCACUACAUCAAAUGAGAUCACAAUUUGGAGGGACCCUUGAAGGAGCAUUGUGUGUAUGUAGUGACCCCUGGGGAAGGGGACGCUCGAGCUGAGGGUUGAAUUGCGGACAGUGUGCCUGCAAGGAGAUAGGGUGCACAGGCCCGUGGUAGGGGAACUCUGGUCCGGAAGAACGCAAGAGAAACAACCAAGUCUACGAAGUUGAAAUCUCAGACCUCAAGUUUUGUUAUGAGUUGCUAAAAUCAUGGUGAAAUGUUGCUCGGCCAUUGGAUGUGCUUCUCGCUGUUUGCCAAAUUCCAAGUUAAAAGGACUGACAUUUCAUGUAUUCCCCACAGAUGAAAAUAUCAAACGAAAAUGGGUAUUAGCAAUGAAAAGACUGGAUGUGAAUGCUGCAGGCAUUUGGGAGCCUAAAAAAGGAGAUGUGCUGUGUUCAAGGCACUUUAAGAAGACAGAUUUUGACAGAAGUGCUCCAAAUACCAAACUGAAACCAGGAGUCAUCCCUUCAGUCUUUGAGUCCCCCUGUCACUCACAGGAGAAAAAAGAAAAACUUCAUUGUAGGAAAAACUUCAUUCUCAAAACCCUUCCAGUCACCAACCAUGGUCACCAGCUUGUUGAUGCUUCAUGUAUUGAAGAAUUCCAAUCUCAGUUCAUUUUUGAACAUAGCUAUAGUGUUGUGGACAGUCCAAAGAAACUUAAGCAUAAAUUAGAUCAUGUGAUCAUCGAGCUAGAGAAUACCAAGGAGAGUCUACAGAAUGUUUUGGACCGAGAAAAACACUUUCAGAUAUCACUGAAGAAGACCAUCAGGGAACUGAAGGACGAAUGUCUGAUCAGCCAAGAAACAGCCAGGAGACUGGAUGCUUUCUGUUGGGGGUACUGUCAUGAAAACACAGACUGAGACUGGAUUUUGUGAAGAUUUCUUAUAUAUUUCAUCUGCAGUUGACAUUGAUGAUGCUCCUUAGUAGAUCCUCACACACCAUCACUAAAUCCUGUCAUCACUGACAGCACUUCAGAUACCCGGCAGCAUUAUGCAUUAUCCCUGCUAGCCAAAAACACAUUGAAGAUGUGCAGACAUGUGUUGUGGUUAUGCUUUUGUGUGACUGGUGACAAUUAUGUUUUUACAGUGCCGGGUCACUAUUGUAAGAUGGUAAGAUCUCAAAAAAGUAAGGAAAUAGAUCAAGUUGGAUACAUUAGUUAUAGCAAUUAGAACAUCAGAAUUUUGUUUACAACACACAUUCAUCUUUCAUUCAACCCAAGGUGCUUUAGUUAUUGAUCAUACUAAAGAAUACUUUUUAAUGCACUCUGUAGCACUGACUCUGAGAAUAGCCCACGGAAAAGAUUUAUUGGCUUUGAAGUUAAGAGCCAAUUGGAGACGACUCCUGACAGGAUGUCAGUUUUUCGGUACAGUACUUCUUCAUUCCUCCUCACAGGGACUAGUCAGAAUAGCUUCAAACCCCAAAGACUGAAAGUGCAGAAGUUUGACUCCAGGUGAGCAGUUGGUACUCCCCGAGAAUGCAACUUUCCAGCUGUGUUCACUCAGCUCUCCCAUGCACAGGGUUGCUUCCAGCUGAAGGUUUGCAGUGCUCUGUUCGUUGGGUAAGAAGGUUCUACUGCUGACACUUUCAAAGCUGUGAGACCUAAAGAAAGCUGUUGCAAAUGGGUGGAUCUUGCAGUGGAAAAAGAAACGGACUUGAUGACUGCCCAGUGGCAGUGAUUACUCAGAAAUGAACAUACAAAAGAGCUGUUUAGGAACUUGUUACCAAAUGUACAAAAGAAGAGCCUUAGCCAUUUACUGAUGGAGCCCAAUGUGAGAAAUUUUGCUUCUCCCCUGAUUUCUUACUAAAAAGACUAAAAUUAAGUAUCAUAAAUAGGGGCUGGAGAGAUGGCUCAGAGAUUAAGAGCACUGCUUGUUCUU
Onychomys torridus (southern grasshopper mouse) is the source of this 2389-nucleotide messenger RNA. It is a transcript of the gene Thap6, whose product is annotated as THAP domain containing 6. The coding region runs from base 722 to 1372 and encodes 216 amino acids. Lineage: Eukaryota; Metazoa; Chordata; Mammalia; Rodentia; Cricetidae. The record is from RefSeq and is a predicted model, not a curated record. The transcript is spliced from 5 exons.